GGCGCUCGUGGGCGGGGCUCCGGUCUGGCUGAGGUCGAGGUAUCGGCAGGGGUGAAAUUUCUCGAAGCCUCCAGGCCGCAGGUUUGGCGGAGUCCUGGGCGGCCCUGGGCCCUGGCCAGGAACGGAGCCGGCGACGGGGCCGGGAUUCCCUAGCGGUGCCGGCGGCAGCAGCAGCGGGUCCUGGGGCCUGGAGCGGAGGAGGCGGCUGUCGGGGCCCGUCCGGGAGCGGAGGAGGCGGCGGGCCCCGGCCCCGGGUCGCCGAGCAUGAACCACAAGAGCAAGAAGCGGAUCCGGGAGGCGAAGCGCAGCGCCCGGCCCGAGCUGAAGGACUCGCUGGACUGGACCCGGCACAACUACUGCGAGACCUUCCCGCUGAGCCCUGCGGCCUGCACGGAUAAUGUGGAAAGGGCAGAUGCACUCCACUUAUCGGUGGAAGAAUUUGUUGAGCGGUAUGAAAAGCCUUAUAAGCCUGUAGUCCUGUUGAAUGCUCAGAUGGGCUGGUCUGCCCAAGAGAAGUGGACUCUAGAACGCCUGAAACGCAAGUACAGGAACCAGAAGUUCAAGUGUGGUGAGGACAAUGAUGGGUACUCUGUGAAGAUGAAGAUGAAAUAUUACAUAGAGUAUAUGGAGAACACACGUGAUGACAGCCCCCUUUACAUCUUCGACAGCAGCUAUGGAGAGCACCCUAAGCGUAGGAAACUUCUGGAAGACUACAAAGUGCCCACAUUCUUCACUGAUGAUCUAUUCCAAUAUGCAGGAGAGAAGCGCAGACCACCUUAUAGAUGGUUUGUAAUGGGCCCACCUCGGUCAGGAACAGGAAUUCAUAUUGACCCUCUGGGAACCAGUGCUUGGAAUGCCUUAGUCCACGGACAUAAGCGCUGGUGCCUCUUCCCUACCAGCACUCCCAGAGAGUUGAUCAAAGUGACGCGGGAAGAAGGAGGGAACCAGCAGGAUGAGGCGAUCACUUGGUUCAGUAUCAUAUACCCUAGGACGCAGCUCCCCACCUGGCCCCCUGAAUUCAAACCUCUGGAAAUUGUGCAAAAACCAGGCGAGACCGUCUUUGUGCCAGGUGGCUGGUGGCACGUAGUUCUCAAUCUCGAUACAACCAUUGCCAUCACACAGAACUUUGCCAGCUGUACCAACUUCCCUGUGGUAUGGCACAAGACAGUAAGAGGGAGGCCGAAAUUAUCAAGGAAGUGGUACAGGAUCCUAAAACAAGAGCAUCCUGAGCUGGCAGUGUUGGCUGAUUCAGUUGAUCUACAAGAAUCAACAGGUAUUGCUUCUGAUAGUUCCAGUGAUUCCUCCAGUUCCUCCAGCUCCAGCUCCUCAGACUCUGAUUCAGAGUGCGAUUCUGGCUCUGAGACCGAAGGGAUGAUGCAUCGGCGGAAAAAGAGGAGGACUUGCAGCAUGAUGGGUAAUGGUGACACUACCUCUCAAGACGACUGUGUGAGCAAAGAGCGCAGCUCCUCCAGGAUUAGGGAAUCUUGCGGAAGCCGCACUCACCCCUGAGAGAUAACAAGAACCGUCUAGAGGCAGCUGCCACUCGAAGCUCCGUUAGCAGCCAGCUUUGUUCUACCCCUCUCAGCUCCUAUCUACUCUUAUGAUCCUUCUCAAGUCUUCACUGCUACUUUGAUCCAAACUCCUAUCUUCCAUCAUGUGCUGACUAAAGAUGUCUCCUUGCUAACUAUUGGGGAGAAUUCCCAAGUCUAAAUGACUGUGCAAUGCUUAGUGCCCUUCUGUACCCCAAAAAAAGUGCACUAUAUGAUCAGAAAAUAACCCAGCUCUGGGCAAGGACAUGCCAUGUGUCUUACAGUUCAUGAAGUUGGCAAGGAAAACAGUCUGAUACCUGUUUUUAAAGAACUGUUUUAAAACCAGCAGCUACAUCCAGAAACCUGCCGUGCUUUGACACUGUCAUACAUUUACAUGUACUGCACAUGUUAAAACUAGGAGAGGAUCUCAGCACCUUUGCUCUACACAAACAUCCAGUGUAUAUUGUACCAGCGUGCUGGAAGGGAGACUAACUCUGUUAUGUACUCUGAACACCGAGGUGACUUCAAAUGACUAGAAAUGGCUAUCUGUGAGAAGCAUCUUUUGUGGUCAUAUUAAUCUAUGUACGCUCUGACUAAAUCCAAAUAGUCUAAGAUGUGACACCUUAACCAGCAAUGAUCAUACGUACUUCUGCUUGGUACUUGCCAUAUUAAGUAUAAAAAAGAUGAACUGGCACUUGGGUGUAGUAUUGGGGCUUGAGGGAACAAGAGAUGAGUGGCUUCUUGUAUAGUAGAAGCCACUGAAAGUCACCAUCUAUCAGCAGUUACCCAUGAACCUUAGGUGUAGGGGGAAAACUACAUAACUGAAUUACAGACUUCAUCAGCCCCAGAAAGCUGCUGUCUCUUUGAGAUCAUGUGUUUAGGAGCUGAGCAGCACUUGCUCUGGAAUCUGUAAAAGAGUACAGGAGGGGUGAGUAUUUUGUCUUAAACAUUUUAAAAUAACACGUGAUGCUUGGGUUCACACAGCUGCAGUGGUAUUGUGCCAAGAUAAACUCUCAUCCCCAAGCAAUCUACUAGGAUGGUUGAUAUUAAUUUACCAGGGCCUGUGCGUUAAAGCUUUCCUAUAGCCUGCUCCCAGCCACCUUAGAGGCUGUGCUUGUGGGGGAGCGGGGAAUAACAUCUUUCGCUGAUACAAAGAACACCGCACCCAAGAGCCAGCUACUUGGACUGUUUCUCUUUGCACCCUCAUUUCAGUUUUGCUGUUUGGGAGGGGGAACUGAAAACAGAGGGGCAGUGCACUCUCUCUCAUAUAAGCUGCAGUGCCUAGGCAUUAGUGCAGAGGUCUUCAGUCAUGGGGCACGCCCUCUGGGGGGGCGGGGGGGUGCAGAGUAAUGUUUCGGGGGGUGCAGUGGGGGCCCAGACCAACCCUCACAGGGGGUGUGGAGGGAGUGCUGCCCAGCUCUGCUCCUGGUCCGUGCCUGGGGAUCUCCUGGCUGCCAGCCCUGUGCCCGGGGAUACGCUCCCAGACACAGCUGCCCGCCCCACAUCCGGGGUCCUGGCUGCCCGCCCCACAUCUGGGGUCCUGGCUGCCUGCCCAGCCAUGGCUGAAAGGGGCAUGAGGUAAAAAGUUUGGGAAUCACUGCACUAGUGGCUGAAUUAAAAUGCAGAUUGGCAACCUUAACUGUGAAUUUUCUGUAUACAGUGUAUUAAGUAGAUCCCCUGAAUGUUGGUUUUUAACUUGUCCUUUACUAUUUGUGUUCCCUCUCCCGUCUCAGGAUAUGAGUCAGUCUGUUGUAAAAGCGAGCCCUACUUAUUUUGGUUCAUCAGCAGUACAGACCUUUGUUUCCAAGUCUCCUUUGUGCCAGUCACUUUUAUGUAGCAGAGAAGUGGGAGGGAGUUUGGAGGUGUGAGGCAGGUGGCUCAUCAGUGCAUCCCUAAGCAGGGAAUCCAAGGGGUGCAUUUGUGGCAAUGGAACACAAAUGCGCAGACUUCUCUUCAAAACUGCUGCAGUCUUUCCUGCAGGGGAACCCUUCCUUAAGGCUGCUUAGAUCUAAAGACGGUUUUGUAUGAAAAUAUCCAGAUUCCCUGGCCGAGGAUGCCUGUAGUCUGCCUAGCUCAGGGGGUACAUUGGCAGCUUGCCCAGAGCCUGCAUGCUGCACAUUAUCUUCAUAAAAUGGAGCAGGCUGCAGCUGCUAUCACUUAGAACGAGAUAGGUGGCUGCGGUGGCUACAGGAUUAGAGUAUCCCCCUCCUAAUGGCAAGGGUUAACCUGGAUUAUAAAGCUCGCAGGGCUGUGGUUUGGGCCAUUGCCUGCCUCUGAGGUGGCUAGCCGUUGCCUUCAUCAGCAUGGUUACAGCUGUGCCUCAUCUUAUUAUUUUACUGUAUGAAAGAAGUCUGGGCCUGAGCACUUGAAAUCUGUUGUGGGGAAACCAACCUGCCUCCCACUGCCAAGAAAGCUGCUCCUUUUCUAGCAAUAGCAGUCUGAUGCUCCAGAGGGCAGAGCACUUCUCCAUGCCUACGAACGUAUCAGUGGUGUGACAAUAAAGCUGUCAUUUAAAAUGGACACAGUCUCCUCGUAUUGAAUGGUCUAUAAGGUAACAUUUGAAACUAGCAAUAGGAAAGGUAAUAUCAGCAACUAUAAGAUGACUUCCACAAAGCCAUCCCUUGCCUCACCUGAGAAGCAAUGGCUCUGUUCAGGCAGUCUGGUACAAGGGCUGGGAUUCUGAACUAGAGCUGCUCGAAUGUUCUUCAUCGGAACAGGUUGACUUUGCAUAGAGGUAUACUGGGUUUCAUGAAAACUUUGUUGGGUAGGUUCCUCAAGUCUAGGGUGGAAUUUUUACUCAAAACCAGCGAGACAGACCCAGAAUAGCCAAGGCACUCACCUGAGAUGCAGGAGACCCAGAUUUAAAUCCCUGCUAUGCCUGAUAAUAGGGACUUAAACCUGGGUCUCCUGCAUCUCAGGUAAGUGCCCUAAUCACAUGCCUAUAGCACCAGGCACUAAUCUGCUGAAUAUUUUAUGAUUUCUACAAAAUGGAGUAGCUUCAGCAGCAGAGCGAAAGGGACUGACUAGCCUGCUGGAAUGUGAACCUCAGCAUUUUUUGUGAAACAGAAUUCUUGUUUUCCAGCCAACCUUACUCAGGACUGCUGGGUUGUCUUCUUAGGUCCACCACUUUCAUGCUGUGUGACCUUGGCCAAAUAGCUUAACCUCUCUAUAUGUUUGGUGUCCUAGCUAUAAAAUGGCAAUAAUACGUACCUUGCAGGGGCGUUGUGAGGCUACUUUGAAUUAAUGGUUGUAAAACACUUUGAUUCUUCUGCAAAAGAUGUUACAAAUGACUGACUAUGGUUAAGCCCCUAUUAAGCAGGCUAGACACUUCCUUCUAAACUGGCACUAGGUCCUCCCACUAACAAGUGCUACAGUCAUAAAGGUUCAAUGCUUCUGGGCACCUGCUCAGCGAUAACUUCAGAAGUACCCAAUUCAAAACCAAUUCACCCUACGUGAACUGUGCCAAAUGUAGGGGUAGGUUUCAUUGAGCUCUGAGAUGAAAAUGUAUUGGUGCCUAAACUUGCUGAAUUAAGAUCCCAGGUUUGCUACUGCAUGUCAGCUUUGCUGUCCUCUCUUCUGAGAUAGGGCACUGCUUUUCUAGCCCUCUUUAGGAGCUGGUCUGAAUCAGUUGUAUCCUAGGUUCACCUCUUCCCUUGUUACACGUUAAAGGGACUGACUUGUGAAAUCUUGUCAGAAAUAUAACUACAGUUCAUAGGAUGCAUGUUUCUUUGAAGAUACCUGCUCCAUACACAUAGGGCAGGGGGAGCCUGUGGCUUCAUAGAAGCUAGUAGUGGCUUCCCUUCCUCCUUUUUCUAACUGUGGUCAGAUUAAUGCCAACUUCUUCUCCCAGCUGCUUACUAGAGAGAUGUCCGCCUCUGGUAAGAUUAAUCUAGAGGCCCUUUUCCUUUUGGGUGGCACUGUGAAACCUCUGUGCAGGCUGGACUCCCAGAGACAGUGCUGUGUGUUCCUCUUGGGAGGGGGGCAAUGUAGCCUGCUGAUUCAUUCCACAGUUACAAGCCCUAUCAUUGCCACUAACUUCUCUUAUCCGUCCUCUGCCGGGCAGAGCUGCGAUGCUCUGAAUUGUUUUGUCUGGAUGAUGAUUGUGUUGCUUUUUAUUUUAAAUAAAAUGAUUAUUUUGCAUUA
Messenger RNA from Chelonia mydas (Green sea turtle), 5672 nucleotides. RefSeq names its product jumonji domain containing 6, arginine demethylase and lysine hydroxylase (gene JMJD6). Bases 265 to 1509 code for a protein of 414 amino acids. The transcript has 7 exons. Gene Ontology annotation, molecular function: P-TEFb complex binding; histone H4R3 demethylase activity. Gene Ontology annotation, biological process: phagocytosis. Lineage: Eukaryota; Metazoa; Chordata; Testudines; Cheloniidae. Gene Ontology annotation, cellular component: nucleus; cytoplasm. The record is from RefSeq and is a predicted model, not a curated record.